AUGGUAUUUUCUCUUCGAGUAGUAUUGGAUGAAGACAACAAGAAGCAAGACCACUACAUUCCUACGGUGGUCUCGGUCAAAUCAAAGACGACCUUUGGACCUACAGAAGUGUCAAAGGCAUUGGAGGUGAUGGAGGUGAAAACCGCUCCCACCAAUAAUGACGGUGGGCAUGUUAGCUCUGCGGCGAAAUCUUGCUGGAAGAAGGGUGGUCUUUGUCUUCUUGUGCUUCUUGGAAAAGAAUCUCAAUCCAAGUGUAGUAACGAUCACGAGCUGGAUACGCAAGGGAUUGCGGAUAUUACAAAGGAGCUUGAGGACCAAAAGGUUGUUUUGCGGAUGUUUCAGGUCCCGCUAAAAGAUUCUUUUUGGAUAACUGAAGCUUUCCAAGGAGUUGUGUCACUCGAAGAAAAGUCGGAAGUUUUGGCCUCGCAGAGCUUUGUCGGCUUUCACUAG
Molecule: messenger RNA, 450 nt
Organism: Cylindrotheca closterium
Lineage: Eukaryota; Bacillariophyta; Bacillariophyceae; Bacillariales; Bacillariaceae
Source: the annotation of a GenBank genome assembly